AUGGGGGCCAUCCUCAAGAGCAAGCCCUACUUCGAGCUCAAGGCGCACUUGAACCGCCUCCUGGAGGAGCACAAGGCCACGGUGACGGCGCUGGAGGCCCGCGUCACCCACGCCAAGACCCGGUACUCGGUGGCCUUGCGUAACCUGGAGGAGAUCAGCGAGCAGAUCCACGCCCGCCGCCGCCAUCGCCGCUCCCCCAUUGGCGCAGAAGGCUUAGCUCCGCCCCCUCCCUCCGAAUCCACUCCCAUUGGCUCCCGUUUAGGAGUGGGAGGAGCUUCCGGGGAUGACCUAUCGGUGCUCAGCCUCCAGACCAUCGCCUCGGACCUGCAGAAGUUCGACUCGGUGGAGCAUCUCAUGGGGCUUUCGGAUGCCACCAGUCUCCAUGGUGAGGACAUGGAGGGGGGGCAGAGGUACCGGGCUGCUCCAGGACACCUGAAGCAUCAUCGGAGCGUCAGUCUCUAA
Messenger RNA from Neopsephotus bourkii (Bourke's parrot), 462 nucleotides. It is a transcript of the gene SH3BP5L, whose product is annotated as SH3 binding domain protein 5 like. NCBI's taxonomy places the organism in Eukaryota, Metazoa, Chordata, Aves, Psittaciformes, Psittacidae. The record is from RefSeq and is a predicted model, not a curated record. Gene Ontology annotation, biological process: intracellular signal transduction; negative regulation of protein tyrosine kinase activity. Gene Ontology annotation, molecular function: protein kinase inhibitor activity. Gene Ontology annotation, cellular component: cytoplasm. The coding region runs from base 1 to 462 and encodes 153 amino acids. The transcript is spliced from 2 exons.